CUGCAGUGCAUACAGUCGACCAAAUGUCAGAGCUGAACUCAUCGCUGUACUGAGCACAUCACAUACCAAUCGGGGGCGAGGGAGGUGCAACGGCGCUUAAAAAGGCUCGUUUGAUAAAUAUUCGACAUUUCCUCCUGACUCCACAUCACUGAACACAGUGGGACAUUUCAGCACUUAAUGAGAGUUACUUGUGACUGAGAUGAAGAACCUAAUUCAAUCAGUACUCAUUCUCAUCGCUGUGCUAAUCUCGGGUACCUCAGGUGCUGAGGAGGUGGUAUAUGCUCAGGUGGGAGAUACUGUUACCCUCAAGUGUCAGGCAGAUUCAUAUAGAUAUUUGUACUGGAAGAUUGAUGAUACAGUUAUCAAAGACCUUGCCUGGAUCAAUGACUUAGGCGGAAAACAUUUCAUUACAGAUGAAGCCUGGAGCAAUAAGUUGUCCUUCUCUGGUGACUCACUGGUCAUCACAAACAUCCAAGAAGCAAACUUUGGGAAAUUUUUUUGUCAAAUGCCUUCUGGGCCACGUCUCACUUCCAUCAAAAUACUCCAACUCAGCGUGAGUAUGACUCCACGCUCUCCUCUGCUGCCUGGGGAAAGUCUGACUCUGUCCUGCAGCGUAAACACUCGGGGUAACAAGAAGCCUCAGGUACACUGGCUGAAUCCCCAAGACAAAAAAGAAAAUAGCCUAGUCAACAAGAGAGUCACAAGCCAAGACACUGGCAAGUGGACCUGUGUUGUAACAGAUGGCAAAAACAAAAAAGAGACCAAAGUUUCUGUUACGGUUGUGGACUUAUCCCCGGCUCCUUCAGAUCCUAAGUAUACAUCGAAAUCAAAGACUCUCAACAUCCCCUGUUCCUUUGCUCCUCACGUCUCCUGGGAACAUGUCAAAGCUCGGGACGUCCAGGAAAUUUACUGGCAAUUCUCACCUGAUCCAUCCUCAGGUCUAGUUUCUAAAGAUACACAGAAGCUCUACUUCCUCAAUCUGAAUGAUUCGCUGUGGAAAAACACGGGCCAACACAGAGAACUGAGACCUGUACAAAACUUAAAAAAUGGAGAUCUGUCUUUGAGCAGAAAGCAAGGCAGAGAAGAAGACAGGGGAAACUAUGUGUGCAACAUGAAAUUUAAAAGCGGUGCCAUUCUGAACAGGGCCGUGCGUGUAGAGGUGUUGCAAAUCAUUUCCUCCCCACAAACAGACUUAGUUUCUGGCCAGCCGCUCAACUUGUCUUGCAGCCUUGGCCACCCGCUGCCCUCUGGCCUUCACGUGAAGUGGUCCCCACCUCCAGGAUCGUCCCUGCCGGCUCUGAAAUCUGAACAUCAUCCCGCCGAUGUCAUCAUCCCGGAAGUGGGCACAGGAGAUGGAGGAAAGUGGGAGUGUUCGCUGUUGCAGGGCAAAAAUCAGCUUACGUCAGCUGUGAUAACGCUGAAGAUCGAACACAGACUGAGUGUGUGGAUGCUGGUGAUCAUAUGCAGUGCUGCAGCCAUCGUCAUCCUCAUCGUCAUCCUCGUUUUCAUCCUCUGCCGACGCAGAAAACGGAAGAUGCGACACCUCAGGCAUCGACUCUGCCAAUGCAAGAACCCCAAGCCCAAAGGUUUCUACAGGACAUAAUAUCUCCCAGAAAGACAUUUUCAAGAGGACGCAGCAACCAACUGAAUUUAUGUCCAGAUAAGAUGGAUUUUUCUGUCACAUCUGCGAAGACUGUGAACCCUUUGUUGGCAGUGUUAGAUGAAGGUCUGGAAGUUUAAAACAAAGUUCAGUCACUGUUGAAAUGUCAGAUAAGACUCUUUUACUCUUGUAUAUAUCAGCCAGUUUGAGUUUUAUAUUCGUAAUGUAAGGGAUUUUUUUGUGUCACAGAAUUGCUUUAUUGUUCAUUCAAUGAUAUCAUUGUUUGUGAUUAUUACUGCCUCUAACUGUUUAUGUUAUAGUUGAUUUCAUUCACACUGUUAGAUUCAGGUUUUUGAGGACU
Seriola aureovittata is the source of this 1961-nucleotide messenger RNA. Its product is annotated as T-cell surface glycoprotein CD4-like. Gene Ontology annotation, molecular function: protein tyrosine kinase binding; MHC class II protein binding. NCBI's taxonomy places the organism in Eukaryota, Metazoa, Chordata, Actinopteri, Carangiformes, Carangidae. Gene Ontology annotation, biological process: interleukin-15-mediated signaling pathway; positive regulation of ERK1 and ERK2 cascade; T cell activation. Gene Ontology annotation, cellular component: membrane raft; external side of plasma membrane. The transcript is spliced from 11 exons. The coding region runs from base 200 to 1603 and encodes 467 amino acids. The record is from RefSeq and is a predicted model, not a curated record.